Molecule: messenger RNA, 1179 nt
Organism: Strongyloides ratti
Lineage: Eukaryota; Metazoa; Nematoda; Chromadorea; Rhabditida; Strongyloididae
Product: Hrf1 family-containing protein
Exons: 4
Coding region: 1-1179 (392 amino acids)
Biological process (GO): endoplasmic reticulum to Golgi vesicle-mediated transport
Cellular component (GO): endoplasmic reticulum membrane; endoplasmic reticulum-Golgi intermediate compartment; COPII-coated ER to Golgi transport vesicle
Source: RefSeq, a predicted model, not a curated record
AUGUCUUCAAAUAAUUGGAGUAAUAUGGAUUGGAGCUAUGAUUCUAAUACUGGGAAUCAAUGGCAAAAUCAAAAUAAUUUCCCAAGUCAACAGUAUAGUCAACACGAUGUAUCGAUGGAAGGAUAUAAUUUAUAUUCACAGACAAAUGAUAAUAGUAUACAUGGAAAUCAACAACAAUACAAUGAACAUCAAAUACCAAACAGUUAUUCAAGUUACAAUCAACAAGAUGGAGGUGCAUUCAAUUCUUUUGUAAAUCAACCUAUGAAUGUUAAUCAUAGAAGUGGUAAUCCUAACAACAUGCAUAGUCAAAUGAAUGGUAAUAAUUUUGGAAUGGGAAAUCAAAAUUUUAUGUCUGAUCCUUUAUUUAAUGCUGCUCAACAAUUUGGUGGACAAUUUGCAGCUCAACAAAAAGAAAAAAUUUCACAAUAUAUUAGUUCAUUUCAAUUAAAAUAUUAUUUUGCUGUGUCUAAUAGUUAUGUUGCUAAAAAACUCGGUAUAAUUCUUCUUCCAUUUAUUCAUAAAAAUUGGUCUAUUCAAGUUGGUGUAGAUGGUCAACCAGUUACACCAAAAGAAGAUGUUAAUGCUCCUGAUUUAUAUAUUCCAUUAAUGGCUUUUAUAACAUACGUUUUGUUGAGUGGCCUUGUUCUUGGUAUUCAACAAAGAUUUUCACCAGAACAACUUGGUGUAACAGCAUCAAAUGUUUUUAUAUACCUGUUUUUAGAAAAUAUUAUAAUUGUUGUUUCACGUUAUGUAAUGAAUUUAUCAAAUGCACUUGGAUUUUGGCAUUCAUUAGCAUAUUCUUCAUACAAGUAUGUAGGAAUGGUUGUUUCUUUAUUAGGUUAUUUAAUUUUUGGUAAAUCAGUAUAUAAUUUUGUUUUAUUGUAUUGUGCAAUAGCUAUAGUAUUUUUUUUACUACGUGCUGUGAAAUGUUUUAUAAUGGAUUCUCCAAAUUAUUAUGAUGAAAAUGAUAGGAAAAAAAGAAAACUUUAUUUAAUAUUAUUUAUUACUUUUACUCAGCCUUUAAUCAUGUGGUGGUUGACAAGUAGUGUAACAUCAUACAUGCCAGAUAGUUAUGAUUUUGCUAAAAUGGCUAUGAAAGGAAUGGGUCUUGGUAAUCAACCUGUUCCAAUUGACUCAAAUGGAGAAGUAGAUUAUGAAGCAUUGCUGAAAGCUCCAUAA